This is a messenger RNA of Ciona intestinalis (vase tunicate), 2050 nucleotides long. Lineage: Eukaryota; Metazoa; Chordata; Ascidiacea; Phlebobranchia; Cionidae. The record is from RefSeq and is a predicted model, not a curated record.
GGCGUCGAUUACCAGAGUCAGCAGAGGAAUCUUUCGCCGAAGGAAAUCGAGGGCUGUAUUUGGAUCGAAUCUUAAAUCUGAUACCAUCAUUUAGACUUUGAAACAUAGCGGAAGAAUUUUAAAGACAUGCGAAAGACAGACAUUACAUUGAAUAGCAAACAACAACAACAACAACAACAAACCAUUUUUGUUACAUUUCAAAGGAAGGAUAACGUAGUAGUUUUCACGUUCAAGUUUAUGCUGAUCAAUUAACGCCAGUUGUCCCAAAAAUGUUUGUAGCGCAACACCCCUUGUCGCCUCUAGCGAGUGUUAUCAAUUGAAAUUUCACCGUGGUUACUGACGAAGCGGGAAUGUAAACAAUCUGUACGAGACAGAAAAUCUAUAUUCAGAACUUUAUCUUUUCAAUUAAAGUCUCAGCCGAAAAGUUCAUUUAGUUUAAAACGUAAUUUAUUGAUUAUUGCGUGACAGGGCAAGAUGGAAUUUGAUUUCAAUAUAAAUCAUCUGUUUCCGGAUAAAAUCACGUUAGUGGGUGAAAACAGUUCGUAUCGUAAACAUGCAAAUUCAAAGAUUUUGCAAAGAAAUCUACAAAUAGUGAUCGAGGUUCUGGGACAACGGUCUGCCAGGGCUCAACAGCUGACUGGUUCCAUCACCACUUUACUGAAAUCACAACUCAACAAUCAAAGAAUAUAUGUGCUCAAAGAAGCCAAUGCUAACAAUGGGUUGGGAUGUGUCAUCGGGUUUCUGAAAACUGGAAAAAAAAGGCUUUUUGUUCUUGAUCGAGAUGGAAACCACAACGAGAUGAACCCGCUCUGUGUAUUGGAUUUCUAUGUUCAUGAAUCGCAACAACGAAAAGGAUGUGGUCUUUGCUUGUUUAAACACAUGCUACAUGUAGAAGGAGUGAAAGCAAGUCACCUCGCAAUUGACCGACCUUCACAUAAAUUCAUCUCUUUCCUGAAGAAGCACUUCAGCUUAUGGGCCACUGUUCCUCAGGUUAACAACUUUGUUAUUUUUGACGGAUUUUUCAAAAAUCGAAGUGACACCGUGCGUAACAAUAAUGCUAAAUCUGAAUGGAAUAAUCGGCAGUUUCGUCCGUUGUCAAGAGCUGUUAGUGAUGAUAUUAUUAAGCGAAACAGACAGUCAGACCACACAGUCAUGUCCACGGCAUUAAAAGACAUCAGACCAGUGUCUGGAUCCGAACUAUACACCAAUCAUUUUUUGCCGUCGCAGAGAAAUAACAGAAGACAAAAGUGGAAUAAUGAUGGAAUAUGGACUCCGGACACCAAUGCAAGGCCCAAUAUGUACAGCAGGUUUUCUCAUGAUGUCCCCAACAAAGUGAACGGACUACCCCCUUUGCCUCCAAACAGACGUGAUCGCUAUGGUGACAAUGAUGUUGUCACAAAUCCUUACAGAAGAAACUCCACCAACCAGAAUGGCCAUGUCAAAGGGGAUGUUCUGCAAGGUAGUCACAUGGCAGAUAAAAAAGACAUAGGAGAAGAAAGAGCAAAAGACAAUGCUUUACCUGGUAUAGCAACCAACCAACUAGAAGAAUCUAGAGUUCAAACUAACCCACAAGAGGUCACUGAAAAUGCUUAUAAUGGAAUGAACAAACAUUCUUCACCAGUAGACCAAUUAAAGUGCAAUAGCCUAUCUCAAGAUCAAAAAUCUUCCCCCAAAAUAGCCAGAAAACCAGCAACACCCCCCCAUUUAAAACCUAGCAGUAUUAUAGAUGAACUGAAAGCAAAAGACGCAGCUUAUCUUUCAAAUCGAAACCUUUCAACACAAAACCAAAGUCGGUUGUGGUAUCAAAGGCAGUUGCAAGGUACACGGAGCUCCUGGAAUGUAUUAGGCGUGCCUACACGACCAUUUUGGAAUGCACAGUAGUGAUCGCGCAAUUUUUUUCCUUGUAUUGUAUUAAGCACACUUGAUUUCCUAGUCUUAGUUUCAAAUGCAAGUCAAGUUAACACAAGCGCUGCGUUUACUUUGCAAUUCGAAAUCGAUUCUGUUCAUGCAGUAAUUUCUCAGUAUUUUUAUUAAAUUCUUAUCAAACCUC